This is a messenger RNA of Melanaphis sacchari, 1392 nucleotides long. It is a transcript of the gene Alg2, whose product is annotated as alpha-1,3/1,6-mannosyltransferase ALG2. Bases 202 to 1392 code for a protein of 396 amino acids. Gene Ontology annotation, molecular function: GDP-Man:Man(1)GlcNAc(2)-PP-Dol alpha-1,3-mannosyltransferase activity; alpha-1,3-mannosyltransferase activity. NCBI's taxonomy places the organism in Eukaryota, Metazoa, Arthropoda, Insecta, Hemiptera, Aphididae. The record is from RefSeq and is a predicted model, not a curated record. The transcript has a single exon.
GAUUUUGAGACAACUUAAAUAUAAAAUAUAAUAAUAAUAAAUAAUAAACGUAACACAUUUUCUGAUUUUCGCAGCAAUUAUUAAAUAUUUAUAUGAAUAAAUGUUUGGCGGUUUAUAACAUUUUAUAAUAAUACAUGUGUUAGUGACGUGUCUUUUGUCUAUUUAUAAUUACAUGUUUUCGUUUGAAGAGGACGUUUCACAAUGAAAUUAAACGUAGUUUUCCUGCACCCAGAUCUGGGCAUCGGCGGUGCCGAACGAUUGGUGGUCGACGCGGCUAUGGCGAUGAAACAAUCGGGCCAUUCCGUUAGGUUCGUCACCAAUCAUCACAGUGUCUCUCACUGUUUCGAAGAGACCAGGGACGGUACUUUGCCAGUGACUGUUGUCGGCGACUGGCUACCUAGAACGGUGUUCGGCAAGUGUUAUGCGCUGUGCAGUUACGUACGUAUGGUGUACGCCGCGUUGUACUUGACGUUUUUAAGUUCCAUCCAUCCGGAUGUAGUGUUUGUCGACCAGAUAUCGGCUUGCAUCCCCAUACUAAAUUGGAUGUCGUGCAAAGUACUAUUCUACUGCCACUAUCCCGAUCAACUAUUAGCUGCACAUGACGACACCUUGAAACGAUAUUAUCGUCUACCGUUGGACUGGUUAGAAGAGAAAACCACUGCGUGUGCUCACACGAUCUUGGUCAACAGUAAUUUCACAUUAGAUGUUUUCAGGAAAACGUUUAAAAGUAUUAAGACAGUGCCAAUAGUCGUCUACCCGUCCAUUAACACUGAGUUUUUUGAUAAUACUGAAACCAUACAGUUGAAAGAUUUAAUAGAUGUGGAUAAUUGUAAGUUCAUUUUAUCCAUAAAUAGAUUUGAGAGGAAGAAAAAUCUGGAUUUGGCAAUCCAUAGUUUUAAUUUAUUAUCUGAUAAAAAAAUGAAACUUGUCUUGGCCGGAGGUUAUGAUCCUUUGAAUUUAGAAAAUAUUGAAUAUUUUCAUGAGUUGGUGAAUCUUGUUCAAAAUAUGAAACUCAAUGAACGUGUUAUAUUUUUGAAAUCACCAUCAGACACUGUAAAAAUAUCACUCCUUAGGUAUUGCUUAUGCUUAGUAUAUACUCCAUCCUAUGAACAUUUUGGUAUUGUGCCAUUAGAAGCUAUGUAUUGUGGCAAACCUGUUGUAGCAGUUAAUAAUGGUGGACCCAAAGAAACUAUUGAAAACAAUCAUAAUGGAUACUUAAGAAAUGCUGAACCUGAAGAUUUUGCUGAUGCUAUAAAACAGUUGAUAGAAAUUGAAGGAAAAGCUGAAUUAUUUGGGAAACAUGGUAAAAAAAGAUUCAAUGAUAUUUUUUCAUUUGGAGCUUUUAAAAAUAAAAUAGAUAAUAUAUUAGAAAAAAUAUAUAAGUCUGAAUAA